Pyricularia grisea is the source of this 671-nucleotide messenger RNA. RefSeq lists its product as uncharacterized. Bases 1 to 600 code for a protein of 199 amino acids. The record is from RefSeq and is a predicted model, not a curated record. Lineage: Eukaryota; Fungi; Ascomycota; Sordariomycetes; Magnaporthales; Pyriculariaceae. The transcript is spliced from 4 exons.
AUGCAGAUCCUCAGCACCAUGCUCAUCGCCGCCGCGGGCGUCAUGUCGGCCGCCGUCGACCACAGCGUGGUCGCCAAGGUCACGCUCCAGUCGCGUGCUGACGGACAACCAAUGAGCUUCUCCAACGUCAUCAUCAACUCGGCCGCCUACACUGUCUUUUUGAGUUCAGACAUCCGCUACCCUGCCGGAACCCAGCCUUCCAGCAACCAGAAGACAGCCACGCCCAACGUCUCGAACAACAUUGCGGCGACCUCCACCCAGUCGGACGAGGACCCCAACAUUGUCUAUGUGCUUCAAUGCACCAAAGCUGGUUUCCGUGACGACUGCACCGUCUUUGGCGCUCCUUACGGCCAAUGCGUCUCCUACUGGGACUUCAAUUCUCAGGGCAAGGAGGAUAUUAGCGACCGCUUCAACGACAAGGUCACCGCAUUAUCCACCAACACCGGCGGCGUCUGCCAGUUCUACAGGGACACGGGUUGCGACGAGUCUGGUAACGACCGUGGCUUUUCCACGUCCUACAACACGAACCUGGCUGUUGCUACCCCCGAGGACUCUCGUACUGUCUUGUACGAGAAAAAGAUCAGCUCUUGGAGGUGCUAGAUUUACGGUUUUGAGUUGACGAUUACGAAGGAAUGGCUUGAGCGAAUGGUGACAAUCCCUAGACUCUUAGA